Molecule: messenger RNA, 792 nt
Organism: Entrophospora candida
Lineage: Eukaryota; Fungi; Glomeromycota; Glomeromycetes; Entrophosporales; Entrophosporaceae
Source: the annotation of a GenBank genome assembly
GUAAAAAAAGGAUCUACAAAUGAUGAUGGUUUUGAAACACCUCCUCCCAGAUCGCAAAGCAAAACUGUGAUGAUCACUCCUCAAAAACCUACCCUUUUCGCAGAUUCUGUAAAAUAUCUGGAUAACCAUUUUUCAGUAGUCAUUAAUCAGCAGUGUGUUAUAAUGAAAGAAAUUAAAGUUGAUAUAAUUCCAGGAUCUGUUCGUGAUUGGCCUCUUAAUGUAUUAUUAUACACAGUGGAAAGAAUCGUGCCUUUAUUCAAGGCAAUACAGUCUGUUUAUAAAGAAUAUAUAUUCGACUGGAUUGAGGUACAACUUGACUGUAUCAAAGAAAUGAAGGUGUUAUUCCCGGGACUCGAUUUAACACUCAAUAAAGCAGACGGUGUUGAAGAUUCUGAGAAACUUAUUAAGGAAGCGAUGUUUGGACUGGUAUCCCUUCUGAGAGACUAUUUAGACAAGAACGCGGAGAAUGUGGAGAACAUAUGCACAUACAUGGUACAAGUUAUUGGUAAUGUAUUCACCACUGUAUCAGUUCAUUUGAACAACACGAAUCUUACAGUGAUUAAAUCAGCGGUACUACCAUUCUCAUUCAACGAAAUUGAAACAUUCUUGGAAAUAUUUGAACUACUUUAUGCUUUGAUUAGUGGGUUCGAAGGCCAAAUAAAUGAGUUAAAGAAGCUUGCAUUCACCAAUUCCACUGAUGGUGUACCAACAGUUCGAGACUGGAUCUGGGUCCCAAAAUCGAUUGCGGAAUGGGGAUCAAUAGAAAUACGUGAAAAUGAGUCUGACUUGUGA